AUGGUCUUGACAUGUCCUCGAUUCGAUUCACCUUCGCUCUUUGGUCGUGACAUUCAUACCUUCAACAAAUUUGUUCGAACUUGGUACGGGGACUGCAUCGACAGCCAGGAUAGGUCUGACCGACCUUGGAGAAUCGUCUAUCCAGUGGACUAUUUGCCAGUAAGGAAUAAUGAACAAGCGCUUGUCUUCGACGAUUUUGUCGGUGACCUAGCGGCGUAUCUUAAUGUUGAGCCUGAGAUAUUAUCUAUUGCAGAGACAUGGAGGAAAACUCCACCUGUCGAAGAAGGUGACAUUUUGAAAUUCAUGGAGAAUACGCAGGUACACGGCUUCUUCUACGAGCUCUACCACCACUUCGAUGAGUUUCGAGAAGACUAUAGGAGGAAGUAUGACCGAGAGCCGUUUCUUUCUAUGCCUCUGAAAUGGGUGUGGAGGAAUUUGGGACGUCUAGUCGACGAGUCACAGAAGAAUCGCGCAUUCGAGCGUUACAGCGUGUACAAAGAUUGGUUUCUUAAACAUAUUCUUCGACCGGAGGAGACGCGAACCAUAGUGGUAUUGCCCAUCGAGGAGCUCGAACCGCGCUACAGGGAUAUACCGCCUGUGCUGCCUAUUGAAGCUCCGAAGGGAAUCAAUGUCUUGUAUUUGAGUCCCAUAUUAGGUGCGCCAGAGAUCGUAGUACCAGCCGGCCAAAUAUCAUUCCGAUCGCGUAUCACCGAACAUGAAGAAUAUCUGCCCGUGGCGGUAUCUUUGCUCGGUGCUCCGGAAACAGACUUGGAGUUGACCGAGAUGACUGAAGAUUUUCUCAAGCAUGCGGGUAGAUCUACAAGAGUCUUGACCGGAAAGACCAUGUUUGGUGAUGACACCAAAUGA
This is a messenger RNA of Alternaria arborescens, 867 nucleotides long. RefSeq lists its product as hypothetical. The transcript has 4 exons. Bases 1 to 867 code for a protein of 288 amino acids. NCBI's taxonomy places the organism in Eukaryota, Fungi, Ascomycota, Dothideomycetes, Pleosporales, Pleosporaceae. The record is from RefSeq and is a predicted model, not a curated record.